UUGGCAUUGGGUGGGGGCUAGGCAAUUUAUUUCUCUGUGCCCGUAACAGUACAAGCUGCUUGUAGCCGGUGUAGUCUACAUCAAAAAUGAGUAGAUUAAAAGCUCUCCCUCUUUUCUCUCUCCUCCUCUCUCUUUCAGCAGUUACAGUGCUAGGCCAGUCUAAUGGUGAGGUUCGUCUAGCAGUUAACGGGUUAGCAACAGGUUCAUAUACCUCUGGUCGUGUCCAGGUAUACUACAAGGGACAGUGGAGCAACAUAUGCAAUACUGGGUUUGGUAGCUAUGAAGCUAACGUGAUCUGUCACCAGUUGGGCUAUGAUUCAGCUGAUAACCACUCAUUCGCAGCAGUUGAUUCAUAUGGUAUAGAUGAUCAUCCUACAUUACUUGCUAAUGUAUCCUGUGCUAAUAACAAUCUGCAUAUAUUCCAAUGCUCAUACGAAGAGACCUUUAGCUGUGAUGAUCGCAACGAUGUAUCAGUCGCAUGCAGCUCAACACCAGUAUGGACCGAUCCCCAUCAAGAGCACCUACGUAUAAUACCCAGUAGAUACCCAUCAAUGGGACGACUGGAGAUAUACCUGUCAGGUGACUGGGACACUUUAUGUGACAAUGGGUUUGGAGAGGGAGAGGCUAACACUGCUUGCAGACAACUGGGAUAUACAUACGCACUUAAAUAUAACCACAUCUCAGACAUGGAGGGUGUUCAUGGAAGAACCACUCAGUAUACAUGUUGUUCAAGCAGCACUGACUGCAUUGAUUCUUGUUAUUGUAAUGAUGAUGGUGCAAAGAGAAGAAAAAGGAUCGAUAUAAUUUGUUCUCAUGAUGAUGAUGUUACAAUAGAAUGUGAUUUUGAUGAAAAGGAGAAAGAAGAUGCUGGCACAAGAGAUGAAUGCGACUUCACGCAUCUUGACAAGAUCAUUGGUACUAUUAUUGGACCAAUUUUUGGAGCAAUUGCAUUUAUUGUUAUUAUUUUUUUAUUACUCCUUUUCUUGCGGCAUCGGAUGAAAAAUGAAUAACACUACACACUUAGUUGUAUUAUGAAACUGAAUGAAUUAUUACUUAUAAUUUUCCAUGUUUUAUCUUUCUAAUCACUGGUAAAAGUAUUGUAGCAA
Messenger RNA from Amphimedon queenslandica, 1106 nucleotides. RefSeq names its product neurotrypsin-like. The transcript has 7 exons. Bases 87 to 1010 code for a protein of 307 amino acids. NCBI's taxonomy places the organism in Eukaryota, Metazoa, Porifera, Demospongiae, Haplosclerida, Niphatidae. Gene Ontology annotation, cellular component: membrane. The record is from RefSeq and is a predicted model, not a curated record.